AUGACACCCUUUGCACAAUUAACCUUCGCCCUAGCCCCAUUGCUGUACAUACUGCUUUGCUUGGAUUUGCGCAUCACAUGUGUGGAGGGGCCAUGCUGCCUUUUCAGCUAUCCCAUUUGUCUCUGCAGCUACUUGCCACUGACCGUGGAGCCUGGCCGGGUUGAUGAAUGCAACCAAAGUAGGCUAGUUCCUGAUGAUAAUCUGCACAAGGCCCUACUUUCUGUCGAAGAUUCCACGGUCGGCAAUGAGACAAUGUACGGUGUUUUUGUGCUCGACCUGGAUCAGCUUCCGCCUCCAACGCGAUACCGGUACACUUACUUGCGCUACUUCGGCAUGACUCCGGGCAUAGGUCGCAUACGAAAAAUUCUAGCUAAGCCUGUCUCGUGCAAAGCGAACGCAUUGGAAGACCAGUUCCACUUACAUGUCGCCCUGCUGUUUCAUUUGAACUGCACAGUGUGCUCAGAAUUGGUUGAAAAGGUCCGCAGUUCCUUCGAGCUGUUUCCCAUUGCAGACUUUUAUAACGAACAAUUCUUCCAAAGUAGAGCCCUCCUUCGUAGUGAAUAUCGGGUCAAAGUUAGGUCUUUCACUCUGAAAAUUCCCAAAUGGUCCACCUCUGAGACAGAUAUGAACAAACCUGUGGCAUUCGCGCCUCCUGUUUUAGUCGACAACCCGAUUCGAAUAGGCGUGCUGCGCUACAACCUGACAGAAGCUCAAGUCACACUGGAGAGCAUAAAGAACUCCAGUACUACGUGUGAAUUAUUCGAAGAAUGGAACCUCAAGCCUUCCAAUGUGGCCAGGGUCAAAGAGGUUGUAAGUUUGCUGCGAGUAGCCUGUGAGGAGCGUAAAAUGAGCAUACAAAUUUUUGCUUCAAAUUUUUCCGAUCAACUGACCGAACUGGCAGACUACUGCAGAGCUGAGUGGUCGCCAUCUCUUGUACAAGAGCUGAGGUCCAAAGCUUUGUUAAGUUACUUCAUGGAAUUUGUGCAAGAAGCCUUUCGAUCUUCUUUGAUGCUGAAUUAUGCCACAAAGGCCGUCCUUAAGGGUAAAUUGUAUUGGAUGUCUGAGAUGCUAAGACGUGAUGUGAAAAUUGAGACGAAGGAAUCUGAGCAAAUUAAGUUAUCUGACAUGGAGAUGUUCGUCGAAGGUUAUGCUACUCAAUAU
This is a messenger RNA of Protopolystoma xenopodis, 1161 nucleotides long. NCBI's taxonomy places the organism in Eukaryota, Metazoa, Platyhelminthes, Monogenea, Polystomatidea, Polystomatidae. The record is from the annotation of a GenBank genome assembly.